Messenger RNA from Fulvia fulva, 1332 nucleotides. RefSeq lists its product as uncharacterized. NCBI's taxonomy places the organism in Eukaryota, Fungi, Ascomycota, Dothideomycetes, Mycosphaerellales, Mycosphaerellaceae. The record is from RefSeq and is a predicted model, not a curated record. Bases 1 to 1332 code for a protein of 443 amino acids. The transcript has a single exon.
AUGGCAAAGUACAAGCACGUUCGUACCCGUGGAAAGCCUCGCAUUUCAGUGCUUCGCAGUAACCUCGCAACCACGAACUGGAGCCUCUGCCCAUCGACCGAAGAUGACAUCGAGCCAUUCUUAGCCGCCACUGCGGCUGCAUUGGAAAGCGAGCCAGCUGAACACUUCUCGCGUCUAACGAUUGCGCCUCUGGACAACAAGCUUGGAAGCUGCACUGCAGUCAUACCUGUCCUCGAUCCGUUGGCCGGCAAAAGUGCCACCAAGUCGGAGCAAAAGUUGUUGGUGUUCUUGCAGGAGGCCGGGGUGCUGUCGCCCGCAGCUGGCCUGGAAGAGUUGAGUCAAUGGGGACAGGCGAAUGAGCUGCCAUAUCGAAACGACCUCAGACGCGAAGCCAGAGGUCUUUAUUCCAACGAAGUGACGAAGGAGAUCUUGCCCGGCGUGAGCGUGACAGUGACACAGUAUGAAGGGAGCCUGGCACACGCUGCCGCUCAAGCUGUGCCACCCAGCAUCGCUGGGGGAUCGGGUGCUCUCGAACCACUUGGCAAAAAUGAACAAAAAUUCCUGCGCCACCUGAAACAGACUCGUGCGCUUCCGCAGACCGCGACUGCAGCAGGCUUGCAUCUUUGGUGCCGCUCUCGCGGCUUGUACAGACGUGUGGACGUGCAGUGCGCGGCAAAAGCCUUCCAAAAGGCAAAUGUCAGCAGCAUUCCGCAGCAGCAAAUGGGUGCUCAAGCUACCAUUCACCAUGGAAAAUCGGCACGAGUCGAGAAAGACACUGCUCGCAAGGCAGACAACAGCGCCGCGGGCACUGGCACUCACCGUCUGAAUGCAGAUGACUUACUCGCCUGGCUACAAAGAGGUGGGUCGAUGACCGGAAGUGGGACAGGUAAUACGAUGUCGCUUCCGCGACCUGAUCCCAAGAUGGAGAGUACGAGUCGUGCCAGCAUAAGGCAGCAUACAUCAAUGUUUUCCCCGGAGCAGAAAGUAAAUAUCGCAAUACCAGGUCUCGCGGAGCGCUUGACAGAGCGAGCUGGAUUCCACGCCAUGGCCAGCGAACAGCCCCGGAACUCAAACGAAGAUGCCAAAGACCAGCACGGACUUACAGCAAUCAAUGUCAAUCACAGUACUGGUGCUUCAAUUCAUGAUGCGACGCAAGUGGUCGGCCAAGAGGAAUUUCGUCGGAGAACAGACGAGGAGCAGCUCCAAUCUCUCAAGAGACGAAGCUUGAUUGCUCAGAACGCGAAUUCCGAAGACCUGUGGAGGUGGAAGGUGACGGAUGUGGCUACAGGUGAAGCCUGGCGCGAGGCAUUGAAGCGAGGCGUUUCCGAGUGA